AUGACACUCGCAGGAAACAUCCUCGUCCUCGUGUCCGCCUUCCCGCUGAUCUGGCGGACUGUCCAGCCCCUCAUUCCGCCCCAAUACGUCGAGUCGUACGCUUACUGGGACGCCGAGACGCUUAACGAUGGCCAGAAGGUCGACGGCCGCGUCCCCCGCUGGCGCAAUAUGGGAUACUGGACUUCCCCUGAUGAGAGCUUCACCCAGGCCAACGAGGCGCUCGCCAACAAGCUGCUCCAGUUCGCCGACGCCCAGACUGAUGGACGCACCCUCGACAUCGGCUUCGGUGGCGGCGAGACACUGCUCCUCCACCUCUCGCAGGGCGCCAACGUGACCGGUCUAACGACCCUGCCUUCUGAUGUCACUUCUGCCCGCGGCCUCGUCUCCUCCGUCUACCCCGAAUCCUCCGUCGAGUACUACACCGGUUCUGCCAGCUACACCCGGGGCAAGGACGUCGACCACCCCCUGAACCCGGAGCGCGUGCUGGCUUCUGGCCCCGCGCAGCCCUUCGACCUGAUCUACGCUCUCGACGUCGCUUAUCACAUCCCUCCGACGGUCUACCAGUUCGCAGCCAACGCGCACUCGGCACUGCGCGAACGCGGCGUGCUGGCGUACACCGACGUCCUGCCCCCUGCAAAGUUGACAAGUUUCCCGGGCCGCAUCCUCGGCAUGUGGCUCGCGCUCCCUCUCGGCGUGCCGCACCGGAACGUGAUCGACCGUCCCGCGUCCCUGGACGAGUACAAGGCCGAGCUCGAGCAGAUGGGCUACGACAACGUGCGUAUCGAGGACUGGAGCAGCAAUGUCUGGGAAGGGCUUGCGGACAAUCUCGAGAAGCGCGAGGGUAAGGGCUGGAAGCUUGCCGCCAAGGGCUUCCGGUACGCGGGCAAGCAUGGGUGGAAGUACAUCGCCGUCCGCGGCGAGAGGGGCACGCCGCCCUCCCAGCAGACGGCGGAGGAGCAAGAGGAGGAGCACAAUGAGCAUCACGACGAGAAGAACGAGAAGGAGGCCGAGCUCUAA
Trichosporon asahii var. asahii CBS 2479 is the source of this 1017-nucleotide messenger RNA. RefSeq lists its product as uncharacterized. The record is from RefSeq and is a predicted model, not a curated record. The coding region runs from base 1 to 1017 and encodes 338 amino acids. The transcript is spliced from 3 exons. NCBI's taxonomy places the organism in Eukaryota, Fungi, Basidiomycota, Tremellomycetes, Trichosporonales, Trichosporonaceae.